AUGAGCUAUUAUGGCAGCUACUAUGGGGGCCUGGGCUAUGGCUACGGCUCUGGUUAUGGCUGUGGAUGUGGCAGCUUCCGUGGCCUAGGCUAUGGCUUUGGUGGCUGUGGCUUUGGAGGCCUGGGCUAUGGUGGCUAUGGAUAUGGCUGCUGCUGCCCAUCUUUCUAUGGAAGAUAUUAUUCCUCUGGCUUCUACUGA
This is a messenger RNA of Trichosurus vulpecula (common brushtail), 198 nucleotides long. RefSeq names its product keratin-associated protein 19-5-like. The record is from RefSeq and is a predicted model, not a curated record. The transcript has a single exon. Lineage: Eukaryota; Metazoa; Chordata; Mammalia; Diprotodontia; Phalangeridae. The coding region runs from base 1 to 198 and encodes 65 amino acids.